AUGGCACAUGGCACGGCACGACGCGACAAUGCAUUCGGUAGCCUCUCGCGCAGGGGGUCUUUUGUCGUCUUGACCACAGAUGACCCCCUGCACCAGCCGGCUAGAUCGAAGCUGAUGCCUCAACAUGCUCUCUGCACACAUGGCCAGGCCUUCAGUCUCUAUACGCGGUACGAAGAAUCCAUGGUCUCCUCUCACAGGCGGCUGGCGCAUCGCCGCGCCAAAUGCAUCCUCUCAGGUGUCGCCCGCAACAUUCUACCCGGCGAGGCCCGGUUCUACUCAUUCUACUCGCCCUCGCUCAAAGGCGGCUUGCACACCGUAAAAGUCAGUCAAACCAUUUCAGCGCCCCCCGACAAAGCCGCCGAGGGCCCCGAUAAAGACAAGCGCCGCGAAGAUGCCAUCGCCGAGGAGUCGCUGAACCUCUAUGUCAUCGCACCCAAGUUCAACUUGCCUGUUGGAUGCAUUGAUUCAAUGUUUCCAGCCCCUGGUGCCAUGGCUGAGGUGACGGUGCUGCCUCACAUCAGCUUCAAAGACCCUCACCUCCCGUGGGAACGUGAGGCCGCCUAUAGCCCUGACGAUGCUUCGGACAAGGACGAAAAAGGAGAUCCUCGUUGCCUGACGCCGUGGGUUGCGCUUUUGGCCUUUGCCGUAGACGAGCUGAAGCUAGCUCCGGCCGACCUCGCCGGCCUUCUCGCGACGGUGGCCACAGAGGUCGAUGGCAAACAGAGUGAAAGUAUGGCUGUCCGCAUGAGUGCCGGGCAAAUUCCGAAGCUCGGCGAAAAUUCCCGUCUCUGCAAUGCUCUAUCGUUUGACAAAGACGAGGACGCACGGGAGGCAGCAGAACCCAUUGAUGUCAUCUUUCUGCCCAAGAGCCUCUUCGUGCCGCUGUUCAGCAAGCCAGGCAACGCCACGGCUCUCGACAACACCAAACACAAGUAUCUCGCUCACGUUCGACAAGUGGCAACUGACGGCAUGGCGGCCGCCGGCUCUGAGCUCGGCUCGGAUCCAAAGUCUCUCGAAGCCGUCUUCAGCAUCGUCUUGUCCCAUCGCACAGGACCCAUCGGUGCCCCAGUGCCGACGAACAUGGUCGUUCACCUCGUAUCCCUGGAUAUGCCAACCAACAUCACUCUGCCUCUCUCGGAGAAUGUCACGCAUGCCGCUCUUCUCAGUCUUCACAGCUGGACUUAUACCGGUAGGCCCUCGAACGAAGACGCGAGCUCAUUUUCCCGUUUGACGCAUCUCGGCAACACAUUAACGGUCGUGCGGCCUGAAAUGCCGGAAGACCGACCUGACAUGCCAUCAUCGCCCUCGGUCAAAGACCUUGUCAAGCAGCGCCAGAGAGACGGGUACACGAUCGUGCGUCAUCGGACGGUAACAGGCGAAGAAACGGCUGCCAUGACGCGAGGGCCCUUGACGCCGACAUUUGUGCCGCACCCUCUGCGCGAGGGUUUUGUGAUGCAGUCCAACUUUGGCACAGACCUUCAGAUCCUCGACCCAGAUCUCUCCCUGAUGGACCUCACCUACGCCAGCGCCUGGCAGCUCGGCAAGACGUUGGCCAUGGGUGACCCAGCCUUCUGCGUCGCUCUUUCGCGCCUGCGCAUGGCCAUCGACUCGCAAUCACAGGGUGCCGCCAAGCGCGAUGUUCACACGGCCAUCAGUGAGUAUGCAUCGCGAAAAGACACAGUCGCCCGAAUGUUUGACCUUGUCCGCGGCCUUGACGAUCUCAAUGGGAACCUACUACAGAGCGAUCGGGUUGCUAUCAAGGCCGCCACGACCGCCAGUGGCCGCCGAUGGGAUGUUGAACACAAUAAUGUGCAGGCCAUGGACGGAAAGCAUGGCAACAUCGAUACGUCACAACGCUCGCAGCAUAUGGCGCCUCGGACAUCAGCGCACGCCGACGCCGCUGCAGCGUCCUUUGCUCUUGCAACUGACGGCACGCUCUAUAACGAGCACAAUGUGCCGACCAACACAGACAGCGCCUACGUGUAUUCGUGGAUCAUUGAUAAGGUGCACCUCGCCAAUGUACCUGCACACUAUCUCGUGGUUGAACCAUCUCACUUGCCCGAGGAGACGCUUCGCUUUUGCUACUUCGACGAGAAUUGGAGCGAUGCCCUGGUCGACGGCGCCUUGAGUCUUGCCAACCACUGGGCCAACGAGCCUGCUGCUGAUGAAAGCCGCGCCGCCAUCAAGAAGGCUGUCAACCUACGCCUCAUGACUCCCGAUGAGAAGCUGGGUCAUGUUCAAAUGCCCAAGUUCGGCUUCCUCAUGCGCUCUGUACUACUGGCUCAGUUCCCGGAUAUGACUGUCAGCGUAAAGCAGACCUCACAAGAAAAGCCCACCGUUUUUCAGUUCUCUGUCCCUGAGGUCAACCGGGCUCAACCGCCUGAAUUGUCACCCCUCCCUCAGCGCGUCUGGUCUGGCGCAUUACCGAUGCAUCGUCCAAGACCCCCGUCGCCUCGUCAAGAAGCAGCUCUCGUCGCUGAAUACGCGGAGGCCGCCAGGCAUGCCCCAGAUUCUCUCGCUUUCGAUAUGAAUUCCGCCCCAAUCCCUGACCCCCCAACAUUCGACGAGACGUUUGCCAACCGGCCCAAGUUCCGCCUAAAAGUCUAUCCCGUGCGCUCGCGCGACUUUGUCCCCAGCAACACCGGUCUACCUCUCGACCUAGUCUUCAGCAUCGUCUACGUCGAGGGCCGUGCCACCGAGCGCCUGCGCCGCCUAACAGUCGAGGUUCCCUGCGGUGCCAUGCCCUCCGAGGGCCGCGGUGGCGAGGAUGAUCCGCUGCUGACGCUGCUGAGUGAGGACGCCGAUCCGCCAACGCCGACCAUGCUGUCGAACCUGCGCUUCAACGUGCUCAAGAGGUGGAGGGAUGACGAGAAGGGGCGAGGCCGCUAUCUUGUUUUGGACCUCGUGCCACGGUCAAAGGAUGGUGUGCCCGUCGACAAGAUCAAGGAGGCGAGCUUCUUGCUGAGUCGGGCGGACAUUUGUCUGUACGAAGGUGCCGAACCGAGGUUUCCAUUUGUUAAUCUUAAGUACGACUAUGGUGAUUGGGGGGACAAGAGGUGGAACGAUGGGAGGCGGGUCGAAGUUAGGCCAUUGCCAUCGAAGUCUGAAGUGCCGCCGACUGAGUGA
Molecule: messenger RNA, 3126 nt
Organism: Verticillium dahliae VdLs.17
Lineage: Eukaryota; Fungi; Ascomycota; Sordariomycetes; Glomerellales; Plectosphaerellaceae
Exons: 3
Coding region: 1-3126 (1041 amino acids)
Source: RefSeq, a predicted model, not a curated record